AUGGCAUUGAGCUCAGCAAUGAAGAAACGUUUUGAUUCGAAACAAUACAAAGAAGCUCUAAAUCUCUUCGAUCAAAAUUUUGAAAUAUCUACCGAUUCGACUAUUGAUAUGGCAAUAAAAGCGUGUACGAUAUCAAAAGAUUACAAACGUGGUAUUCGUAUUCAACAAAGACUUUCAUCCAAGUCACGAAACAAUUCUUAUAUUCAAGCUGCGUUACUUUGCUUUUAUCUGGAAUCUAAAGAUAUUGAUAAUGCAAUGCAUCUAUUCUCUUCCAUUACAAAUAAGUCCAAUUAUAUGUAUACAGUUAUGUUUAAAGGUCUAAUUACUAAUAAUGUGGCAGAGAAGGUAUUGGAUUUAUUCGAUGAAAUGAAAAUUGACCCUGAUCAGUUUAAUCUCAGUAUCUUGUUUAAUCUCAGUAUCUUGUUUAAUGCAUGUGCUGUACUUAAUAAUAAUCGAGCAAUGAAAAUAGGAAAAAAACUUCUUGAUGAAAUGCCUCAGAAUUAUCGAAGUAAUAAUAUUACAUCAACUUCAGCAAUUAAUAUGUUAAUGAAAUUUGGUGAUGUUGAAAGUGCUGAAAGAAUUUUUCGGUCAAUCAAAGCAAAAGAUAUUAUUACUUACGGAGCUAUGGUGAAAGGUUAUGUUGGAAAUGAAAUGUUCGAAAAAGCAUUGGAUUUAUUUGAGCAAAUUCAUCUCAGCUUGACGAACGUAAUUUAUACUAUUGUUUUUAACUGUUGUGCCAAACUUUGCAAUGAUCGAGCAAUGAAAAUAGGAAAAAAGCUGCUUGCUGAAAUGCCUGAGAAUUAUCGACAUGAUAAUAUCACAUCAAAUUCAGCAAUUGGCAUGUUAAUGAAAUUUGGUGAUGUUGAACGUGCCGAACGAAUUUUUAGAUCAAUCAAAGCGAAAGGUGCUGAUAUUUAUGGUGCUUUAAUGAAUGGUUAUAAUCUGAAUGGUGAAUCAUGGAAAUGUUUUAAGGUUUUUGAAGAAAUGAAUGAAAAAGAUAUUAUUCCUAAUGAGAUUGUAUGGAAUAUACUUAUUGGUGCAUGUUCAAAAAGUGGGAUGCUUCAUCAUUGCCAAUAUAUUAUGAAUCAAAUUCCUUUGAAUAUUCGGAACAAGAUUCGAACACAAAACGCAUUGAUUGAUAUGCGGGGUAAAUGUGGUUCAAUUGAAAAAGCAAUGAACGUAUUUAAUUUAGUUGUUGAUCGUGAUACUAUCACAUACAAUGCCAUGAUCAAUGCAUUUGCUCUGAAUGGAAUGGGUACACAAGCUGUUGAAUUAUAUAGAAAAAUGCCUAAUAAUCUACGUGAUCAUAUUUCACACAUUUGUGUUCUUAAUGCAUGUUCUCAUGCAGGUCUUCUUCAUGAAGCUCGAACUAUCUUUAAUGAAGUUUCUUUGAAAACAGAAUCAAUCAUCACUACCAUGGUUGAUUGCUUAAGUCGUUUAUUUAUGUUUGAUGAAGCACAAAAGUUGAUUGAAGAUUAUGAAAAGACAAAUACACCGAGUAUUGUCAUGUAUAUGUCUUUGUUAUCUGGUGCACGUAAUAGUCGAAAUAGUAAUUUAUCUGAAAAAAUAUAUAAGCGAAUGAAAACUUUAUUUCCUAAUGCAAGAGAAGGUCUUGUAUCCGGUAUAGUUCUUCUUUCAAAUAUAUAUUCGUCAUUAGGCAAAUAUGAAGAAGCUAAACAUUUUCGCUCUAAUCAAAUAGAAGAAUUGGGAGUCAAAGUAAAAGUAGGAUUAUCAUGGACUGAAAUAAAAGGUCAUAUAGUGCAACUUAAAGCUCAUGAUCAUUCUCAUCCACAAUCAACUGAAAGCUAUGCUAAAAUUGAUCGUUUAAAAUCAAAAGCGAUUGAAAAUGGUUUCAUAUUUGAUUCAUCUUGGAUAACUCGUUCAUUAAACGAAAAUGAAACAAUUAAAUCUGUUUUAUGUGGUCAUAGUGAACUAUUGGUAAUCGCUUUGAAUUUGAUUCAAGAGCCUGCUCCAAAAUUUAUUCAAGUUGUUAAAAAUCUUCGUGUUUGUGGUCAUUGUCAUGAAUUUACCAAAGUGAUAGCAAAAAUUGAACAGUGUGAUAUUGUUGUUCGUGAUGCUAAUCGUAUUCAUCACUUUUAUCCAAAUGGUUAA
Rotaria socialis is the source of this 2112-nucleotide messenger RNA. NCBI's taxonomy places the organism in Eukaryota, Metazoa, Rotifera, Eurotatoria, Philodinida, Philodinidae. The record is from the annotation of a GenBank genome assembly.